Messenger RNA from Sipha flava (yellow sugarcane aphid), 651 nucleotides. It is a transcript of the gene Sap30, whose product is annotated as histone deacetylase complex subunit SAP30 homolog. Gene Ontology annotation, cellular component: histone deacetylase complex. The transcript is spliced from 4 exons. Bases 45 to 536 code for a protein of 163 amino acids. NCBI's taxonomy places the organism in Eukaryota, Metazoa, Arthropoda, Insecta, Hemiptera, Aphididae. Gene Ontology annotation, biological process: regulation of DNA-templated transcription. Gene Ontology annotation, molecular function: transcription coregulator activity; protein binding. The record is from RefSeq and is a predicted model, not a curated record.
AUUUUUUUUUUAUUAUAUUUAAUUUAAUAAUAUAGUUACAGGAAAUGAAUCAAAACGGUUUUAGUACUGGUGAAGAAGACUCACGCGGUCCACUUGAUAAAAUUUGUUGUUUACAAGAAGAUGGAUUUCGUUGUCAGAGGCAGGCUGGAAAUGCUUCUUAUAGUAAAAAAAUACGCAACACUGUCAGACAACUUAAGUUACAUCUGGAUGCUGUUGCAAGACAUAUAUACAUUUGUGAUUAUCACAAAAAUAUGAUUCAAAGCGCUAGAUCAUUGAAACCAUCUAGUCAAGAUGAAGCACCAGAAGUAGACUUUUCACAAUUACAGAUGAAUACUCUAAGACGUUAUAAAAAACAUUUCAAAGUAGUUACAAAACCCAGUCUUAAUAAAGCUCAAAUGGCAGAGUCACUUUUAAACCAUUUCAAGACGAUAUCAGUUAACGAAAAAGAAGCUCUUACGUUCUUCAUUUAUACAAUCAAGACAAAUGGUAAUAAACUGGAUCAAAAAAGUGCAAAUAAUAAUUCAGAUACAACGUAAUUGUAAUACUACUUUUGUAAAAUUAUUUAUUUUAUUUUAUAUUUAUUUAUUUUAUGUAUAUUCACUGAUUAGUAUUUAAAUGAAUAUAAUAUAUAUGAACUAUUUGAGUUAUUAA